AUGAGCGUCAGUCCGCCUCCUCUCAAAAGACGCCGCCUAAGCAACAGCAAGACCGACGUGGGCGCCACUGUAUCAGUCAGGACCUCCACGAUCGAGCCUCUUAGAAUCUACUCCUGGAAUGUCAAUGGGAUACAACCUUUCAUUCAAAAACCAAUAACUUCUUUCUUUCAACCAAAGAAAUCAUCCCCCAAGCAAGCAAAAGCAGAAACCAAAGCAACGGCAUCUCUCCGAGACUUCCUUCGUCGGCAUAAAUGGCCUACAAUUCUAUGCCUUCAAGAAGUGAAAAUCAGCCCGGACGAUGAAGCGACAAAACUGGCGGUUCAAAAAGCUGUCAAGAGUGCAAAAGCAGAAGAGCCCGACUAUGAAGCUCACUUCUGUCUACCCAGCGACCCUCACAACGCCCGCGGCUUUGGCAGAAAAGUCUAUGGGGUCUGCACCAUCCUUCGAAAAGACUUUGCCACCAAACACAACCACAGCGUUCGAACAGUCGAUUGGGACCUCGAAGGUCGAAUCCAGGUUGUCGAGACCGAGGACCCAAAGCUCAGCAUCUGGAAUAUAUACGCAGUCAAUGGGACCGACAAUCCAUACAAAGACAGCAAGACUGGAGCCAUUACGGGUACCAGACAUGACCGGAAGCUGGCGGUGCACAAACAUAUGCUCGAAGAAGCCAAAGCGCUUGAAGCCCGAGGUUACGGUGUGAUUAUUGCUGGCGAUCUGAACAUCGCUCGCUCCCGCCUUGAUGGUCAUCCAAACUUACGCACUUUUCCUCAACAGCAUGUUGUCAACCGAAUGGACUUCAACAAAAAGUUUUUUGAGGCAGAUGACGGGCUGGAGGCUAUCGAUACGUAUAGGCAUAUUCACGGAGACGAGAAGGGAUAUACUUAUUAUCCCCGUGGGAGGAAGUUCGGAAGCAGUUGCGAUAGAGUGGAUUUGAUAAUGUGCUCUAAAUCGUUGGAAGGAAGUCUGACCGAUGCAGGUGUUUUAGCAUCCGAGAAGGAGAGAGGGCCUAGUGAUCAUGUCCCUUUGUUUGCGACGUUCGACCUUGAAGAGCAUCGUCCAGCUGAAACAGAAGCCGAGGAAGUGCAGUAG
Molecule: messenger RNA, 1089 nt
Organism: Aureobasidium pullulans EXF-150
Lineage: Eukaryota; Fungi; Ascomycota; Dothideomycetes; Dothideales; Saccotheciaceae
Product: DNase I-like protein
Exons: 1
Coding region: 1-1089 (362 amino acids)
Biological process (GO): base-excision repair
Cellular component (GO): nucleus
Molecular function (GO): double-stranded DNA 3'-5' DNA exonuclease activity; protein binding; DNA-(apurinic or apyrimidinic site) endonuclease activity
Source: RefSeq, a predicted model, not a curated record